AUGAACACUCCAAUCAAACUGGUAUUAUUAUUAUUUAUCUUCUUAGCCGUAAUCGCAGCCACGACGGCUACACCAGCCAAACGCUCAAACUACCUUUUCACACCGCACGCAAAAGCAGUCGCGGGAAUAUGCACCGUUAUCCAAUCAAACACAAGUCUAUGCUGCAAAACCCUUAAACACGUUCCAACCAAUGACCCCAUCGAACUGAUCCGAGCGUUAGCGGUUGCGGCUGAAUCUUCCGUGAAAAAUAGUGUGGCUUUCCUCUCCAAGAUCGAACCAAAAUAUAAAUCAAACGCAACCGCAGCUGCGGCGAUCAGCAGCUGCGAGAAAAACUUGAAGUAUGCGUUGGAAGAUUUCACCGAGUAUUGGAAAGCUACGGGGAAAGAUGUAACGACGUUGGCUCAUAACUAUUUGACGUGUAAGAAGACGUUAAUAUCGAUCAUGGGGUAUCACUGGACUUGUUUGGACGAUAUUGAUGAUAAGAGUUUGUUGAAGGAAGUGGAGAAUGGGAUUGGAGUUGGGAAGAAGCUAAGCAGUGCUUCUUAUGAUGUGUUUAAUGGUUUGAAUACUAUUUUCAAGACUUUUGGUAUUAAGGUGAAGUUGAACGAGGAAGACACUUCGCCCCGACCACCACCAUUGUCGGCUUAUUACUACUGA
This is a messenger RNA of Eruca vesicaria subsp. sativa (arugula), 657 nucleotides long. NCBI's taxonomy places the organism in Eukaryota, Viridiplantae, Streptophyta, Magnoliopsida, Brassicales, Brassicaceae. The record is from the annotation of a GenBank genome assembly.